Messenger RNA from Meriones unguiculatus (Mongolian gerbil), 656 nucleotides. It is a transcript of the gene Swi5, whose product is annotated as SWI5 homologous recombination repair protein. The annotation marks the transcript as partial. Gene Ontology annotation, cellular component: Swi5-Sfr1 complex; Swi5-Swi2 complex. Gene Ontology annotation, biological process: double-strand break repair via homologous recombination. The record is from RefSeq and is a predicted model, not a curated record. The transcript has 5 exons. NCBI's taxonomy places the organism in Eukaryota, Metazoa, Chordata, Mammalia, Rodentia, Muridae.
AGCCGUUUAACCCCAACCCUGGACCCUUCCGAUGAUCGUCCGUCGCCCCUCCGGGUACCUCGGACCUCAGGGCUCAGGAGGUCUGAGGCAGAACUCAACCGAAUUUGCCAUGCGGCCUUCCGAUCACCGCGUUCAUCUCCCAAUCCUGAACAGGCUGAUGAGAUCACUGAAGAGUCUUUGAUCUCUGACAUUCAGAAACUGAAGGAGAAGCGAGACAUGCUGGACAGGGAGAUUACCCAGUUGGUAUCAGAGGGCUACCGUGUGAUUGAACUGGAGGAACAUAUCUCCCUCCUCCAUGAGUACAAUGAUGUCAAGGAUGUAGCACAGAUGCUACUGGGCAAACUGGCUGUGACCCGAGGUGUUACCACCAAGGACCUGUAUCCAGAUUUUGAUCUAGACCUGAACGACUGAGCAGAAUUGCGCGAUUUCAUCCACAGCACAGUCCACAGGGACAAGUGGAUGGGACCAUGAAGAGCAGAGAGCCCAGACAGUACAUUCACGUGCUUUCCAGAUUUAAAAAAGCAAAAACAAAACACUAGAAGUCCAAAAUUUUUUAAAGAGCCCAAACUAAAUUUGGGGUGGGUCCUAGAAAAGAGGGGUGUUGGGAAGGGUCCGAUUUGUUAGUGCCAAGGUUUCUAAAUAUAUUUGUGAAUGGA